This is a messenger RNA of Suillus bovinus, 1240 nucleotides long. RefSeq lists its product as uncharacterized. The transcript has 2 exons. The coding region runs from base 60 to 872 and encodes 270 amino acids. NCBI's taxonomy places the organism in Eukaryota, Fungi, Basidiomycota, Agaricomycetes, Boletales, Suillaceae. The record is from RefSeq and is a predicted model, not a curated record.
CAAUAUAAUGCCUCAGACUUGUAUGUUUAGGGUCCAUGUCAUGACUAGCCAUUCAUCUUAUGCCCGUUCACAGUUUGGACCACAAUCUCCAUCCAAUCGCGGAUCUUCCUUAUAUCCCCCCCGUCGAGCUCAACUAUAACUCCCCACUCAACUUUGAGUGCGACGCGGAGUCCCAACCAGCGCUCACCAUGGAGCCCACUCCCCAAUCUUCCUUUGUUCCUCAACCCGCAUUCCCUACAGUAAACAACUCUUUGCCAUUUGUGACGCGCUCCACUCGUUCCUUCCACAAGCGCAACGCUUUUGUCGCGCCCCACGAUUUGGAGGAGGAUGCCGACGGUCAAAGCGAUGCUGACGAGACAGAUGAUGAAUAUGUUCCAUCAUCUUCGCGUAAUACAAAAAAGCGUCGUCGCUCCACGUGUUAUUCCAGCGUGUCUUCCCAUGUCCCUACCUAUACCACGACCCAAUACGUAUCGCCUCCCGCAAAACGAGUUCGCGCUGCCCCCCUUCCACGAAACGCGCAAGCCGUCCCUGGCACUACUCCCAACUUUGCAAAUAAAUCUAACCCUUGGGCAUGUCCCUAUUGCAAGUGGGUCCAGCGCAAUCAUCGUACCCCUGACCUUAAACGACAUAUCCGCACGCAUACGCGCUUCGAGAGACCCGCACAGUGGGUCUGCUGCGGUAUACCCGCCGAAUCGGCUGCAAUGUACAAUAUUCCGCACAACGCAACUCCCUACAUUCACAACGGAAAACAAAUGAUCGGAGGAUGCGGGAAGGAGUUCAGCAGGCGGGACGCGCUCAAGCGUCAUCUGGGCAACGACCACAUCUCUUGUGUGGGAGAUAUCGACGCGUUUGCUAAUGUCUACGAUGAUUAAUCAUGAACUCAUGAAACGAAACGAUCUGCUUUGUGAUGGCUGUCAAGAUGAUCUGUAUAUGGCAUUUACUUCUAUGUAUUAUCAAGUACCUUAUCAUACCCUAGCCACAGCGCUUCUCUCUCUCGUAUUUGGAACUCAAGUGUCACCCUUCUACCACAGCAACUACUAUCGCACCAUCUUUCCUGUACAUUGCUUGUUGCAUUUUCACAAAUUCGUUAGAAUACUGGUGUCACAUACUGUGUAUGUACUUCCAAUAGAACAACCGAUCAAUCACCCUCCUAUCUGGUUGUCAGAUUUUUGACGUCAGGUACUAGUUAUAUUUUCUCCGUUAAUCAUGAGACGCUAGCAGCUAGGUACUGGCGAACCCA